AUGACAAAAUCAAAAUUAUCUUCUCCACUCACAUCAGUUAGAAGAUUUGAUCAAAAAGCAACUGAAUCCAAUCAAAUUCAUAUUAAUAUGAGAAAUCUAAAGGUACAUUGUACCCAUACAGCAUCGGUUUCUCAUCCAGAUAAAGUCAAGCGGAAUAAAACAGUAAUCUCAAAUGUUCGAGUUACUCGAUCUCGAAUAUCAUCAUGCUUUAGUCACAAGUUUCAUGAUAAGCCAAAAUUAUCAGCCGGCCUAGGGCAACCAUCUAAUGGUUAUUCUACUCAUAACAAUGCCUAUUCAAUCAUUUUAUAUGAUAUGCUUAGUGUUCUUGAGCAUGGUUCACAAAUACCAUUAUCUGCUAGGACGAUAUCCAAUCAUGCUUCUGAAAAUCAUGCAUUAUCGACUGCAACAAGUCAUCUUGAAAAAAGAAGUGCUUCACAAUUAAAUUGCAAUCAAAUUCGAGCAAAGAUUGUUUCAAGAAAUACGUUCAAAGACAGUUUCAAGUCUACCUCAACUAUAAGAAAAAAUCAAAUAAUAAAUAAUCCAUUCGUUCUCGACAUAUGUGAGAAAAAUAAUCGACGAGCUUCUCUUACUAAUACUGUAGAAGAAAAAUGUCGUCGUCGUCGUCGUGGUCGUCAUCGAUGCUGCGGUGGUUUCUACCCAUGUUGCUCACCUUGGGCUUGUCUAAUUGCAGGUACUUCAACAACUACAAUUACAUCGACUUCAACCACUUCAGCAACAACUUUAACCACAACGACAGUCACCACAGGUGCUACAACUGUUACAAUUACAUCCAAUGCAUGUACAUCUGGUUGGACCGGCAUCACUGUAUUCACUGUCUGCACAAGUUGUCCGAAUAUGAUACCUUAUCGACAAUAUACAUAUACUUAUGUGGCUAUUGCUAACCAAACUCGUAUUUCAUUUGCUCUACGUGAAGAUGCUGGCUUUUUUGGACUGGAUGAUAUCUCUGUAACUGGCAGUUCGGCACCAACUGUUGAAUUAAUAGGAAAUGGUGGCUUUGAAACAGGAUCUUUCUCGCCGUGGGUUUACUGUAAUCCAGCCGGUGCAUCUUAUGCUGGAGUUAUUCAGAAAACAUCAGACUAUUUUUCGUUCGGUGGUCAAACUUAUGCAGCUCACUUGGGUGUCUAUUAUUAUUGUGAUGGAGCUGUCGGAUUUGCAGAUUAUAUUAGUCAAAAAUUUGCAACAAAUAUUGGUGAAGCAUACACUAUUUCAUUUUGGCUAUUUAACGAAGGCAGCAUUUCAAACAAUGAUGUUAGAGUUAUAUUGAGUAUAUAA
This is a messenger RNA of Rotaria socialis, 1293 nucleotides long. The record is from the annotation of a GenBank genome assembly. NCBI's taxonomy places the organism in Eukaryota, Metazoa, Rotifera, Eurotatoria, Philodinida, Philodinidae.